This is a messenger RNA of Culicoides brevitarsis, 1328 nucleotides long. RefSeq names its product borealin-like. Bases 94 to 1128 code for a protein of 344 amino acids. Gene Ontology annotation, biological process: mitotic sister chromatid segregation. The record is from RefSeq and is a predicted model, not a curated record. The transcript is spliced from 5 exons. Lineage: Eukaryota; Metazoa; Arthropoda; Insecta; Diptera; Ceratopogonidae. Gene Ontology annotation, cellular component: chromosome, centromeric region; chromosome passenger complex; spindle midzone.
CCAUUGAAGAGACAAAAAAUCGAGUGUUUAAGCGAAAAAUAUCUGAAAUCUUGACUUUUAAUUGGAAUAAAAGCUUCCAAAUAGCAAUUCACGAUGCCACGAACCAAAGUUAGUCGAAAGGGAAUGGCGAAACGCAAUCGCAUGAGCACAGCAGAGGAAAAAUUGGAAGCCAAGCUUCGGGAAUAUGAUGAGCUUGUUGAUGCCUUUUUGAACGAUUGCGAGUCGGAAUACUUGACAGCUUUGAGCGAAAUUGAGACAAUUAUGAUGGGUUUGCGCACAAAAACGCCUCAAAACAUCCUUCAAAUGAAAUUGGGAGAAUUGCGGGAAGCUGAGGCACGAACUUUUGCCGACCUGAACAAAACAGGACUUAAUAAAACGGGUGCAAAUGGAAGUUCGGGGUCGACUUUGGCAUCUUUGAGUGUAAUUGUCGAAGAAAUGCGCAAAAGUAAACGUGCCGGAGGAAGAAGUCAUGAUGAAGGAUACCUUACAGAGGAUGGCACAAACAGCAAUCGUUCGAGUGCAGAUCCAGCGGCGAUUGUUCCGGGAAGUGCUGUUGCUGCGGGACGCCCCAUGGGACCUUUAGCAUCGGCUGUGGCAAAAGCUCGACGAGCAAGUCGUUCGGCUGAUCCUCCCGUGGCACGUACUCCAAUGAUCGGAAAUCAUGGAAAUUCAAUGAUGGGCAAUUCCAUGCUGAUGAGCAAUAAGGCAAAACAACGCGCGACUCCCUUGAAACAAACACAAUCGCAACACAUGUCACGAAGCAAAUAUCGCACUCCGCUACAACCAAGACCCCAAACUGUCAGUGUCGAUCGCAUGAUUGGUCUCAUCACGCCAAAAGUACAACCAAAUAUGCCAUUAGCGAUUCUCCGAAGACCUAAAAUGGGAGAACCCGUGUUCUCAGUUACCGGAAGUCCCGUAAUUUCUUCUUCAGCUUCUGAGGAAAUUGCCAACGUGAAUAUCCCCGUGCCAGAUGGAGUUUUGUCGAUUCGACCAACAGAAAUGAAUUCUGUCGAUCCGAAACUCAUCAAGAAACUCGACGAAAAUACGCUCGAACACAUUAAAAUAUUGCAACAAAACCUCAAUAUGAUCAUGGAUUAUGCCGAACGCAACCAAUUCGGAAAGAAAUAAUUUUACGCUUACUUUAUUUUAUAAUUUAAUUUUUUUUUCUUACUCCUACAUACGUUAGAAUUGAUUCUACCAAAAUUUGACUCACUCUUUUUGUCUCCGGUCAAUGGACAAGACUUAGUUAUAGUACAUCAGUUUGUAUUUUUUACCUACUCGUAUUAGUUAUAUUUAAAAAUAAAAUGUAGUUCAGACAUUUUGAUGAC